AUGGAGGAGUGGGACGUGCCCCAGAUGAAGAAAGAGGUGGAGAGCCUCAAGUACCAGCUGGCCUUCAAGAGGGAGAUGUCAUCCAAGACUAUCCCUGAGCUCCUCAAGUGGAUUGAGGACGGGAUCCCCAAGGACCCCUUCCUGAACCCCGACCUGAUGAAGAACAACCCGUGGGUGGAGAAGGGCAAGUGUGCCAUCCUGUGAGGCCCCCACACCCCAGACUCACGCCUCCCUGUGAAGAGAACGACUCUGUAAAAGUGUGACUUUUAUAAAGAGUUUUCA
Messenger RNA from Lagenorhynchus albirostris (white-beaked dolphin), 282 nucleotides. It is a transcript of the gene GNG13, whose product is annotated as G protein subunit gamma 13. Gene Ontology annotation, molecular function: G-protein beta-subunit binding. The transcript is spliced from 2 exons. The coding region runs from base 1 to 204 and encodes 67 amino acids. Gene Ontology annotation, cellular component: heterotrimeric G-protein complex. Lineage: Eukaryota; Metazoa; Chordata; Mammalia; Artiodactyla; Delphinidae. Gene Ontology annotation, biological process: sensory perception of taste; phospholipase C-activating G protein-coupled receptor signaling pathway. The record is from RefSeq and is a predicted model, not a curated record.